Molecule: messenger RNA, 1926 nt
Organism: Exophiala xenobiotica
Lineage: Eukaryota; Fungi; Ascomycota; Eurotiomycetes; Chaetothyriales; Herpotrichiellaceae
Exons: 1
Coding region: 143-1156 (337 amino acids)
Biological process (GO): pantothenate biosynthetic process
Cellular component (GO): cytoplasm
Molecular function (GO): 2-dehydropantoate 2-reductase activity
Source: RefSeq, a predicted model, not a curated record
CAGUUCUUUCACCUCGGCAAACCCCCCAUCUCGUCUCGUCGAGUAGGAUCCAUUUGGUACUCGUGUUGUGAUACUUGUUGAAAGAUUAUUUCCGGCGAUCUCCGAACUGUCAUCAUCUUCCCUUCGUCGCUGCACAGCUCCCAUGAGUGUCAAGGCGGGUAAGAAAGCUGUGGACAUACUCCUCUUCGGGGCCGGCAGCAUCGGUGCCGUCUAUCUGUAUCAGUUUCAGCGAGCUGGAUGCAGAGUGACGGCCGUAUGUCGUUCGAAUUAUGAUGCGGUCAAGCGUGAUGGCUUCACGCUUAUCAGCAAAAGAUUCGGCAAUGUGCAAUUUCGUCCUGAGUCCGUUGUUCGCAAGGCCGAGGACUGUCCCAAGGAUGUCACGUACGACUUCAUCUUCGUUGCGAGCAAAUCCUUUCCAGGUUCGAAGCCAUCCUUGACGGAUAUGCUGCGACCAGCGAUGCGGCCAGAGACCACCAUCGUGCUUGCCCAGAAUGGAAUUGCUAUCGAGGAUGAAAUCGCACACGUUUAUCCCCACAAUCCUUUGCUCAGCUGCGCGGUGUACAUGCCGGCCACUCAGACAGAUCAAGGAGUUAUUCAUUAUCCGGAAAUGCUGAAUCUUCUGGAGAUAGGGACGUUCCCUGCCCAUGCCCCAGCAUCCCACAAGGCGGCUGCUGCGAGGUUGGCGGAGUUGGUCAUUGCUGGUGGGGGGCAAGCUGAAGUCCAUGAGGAUAUCCAAAUUGCUCGCUGGUCGAAGUUGUUGCUGAAUGGCUCCUGGAAUCCAAUCUGUGCACUGUCAAUGUGCACCGACGGAGACUUUCUGGGGACAUCUUCGCACGCGUAUGAUCUUGUAUGGUCUGUUAUGCUGGAAAUCAUCGCGUUGGCUCGGAAGAUUGGAGUGCCAAACAUUGACGAGAAGGUGGCGGAACAAAAGCUGGCCAUAGCCAAACGAAGAGCAGAAACCGGGCAGGGCAGGGCGAUCAGCAUGCUGCAAGAUGUCCAACAAGGAAGAUUAUUCGAGGUUGAGGCAAUCGUAGGUAACACGGUCCGCCUGGGGAGGCAGCAUGGGGUCAAGAUGCCUCUGACCGAAGCGCUCUACGCUUUGACGAAGGGAAGAUUCGAUGCAAUGGUUCGAGAUCAAGCCGCGAGCAAGAGAUGAACGUCUGUCCAUUUUGUACCUGGCGUCCUUUGUGUGUAACAACACACGGACGCAUCACUUUCCCCUUCCAAACCGGGUGGUUCUCUCCUCCACACCAUCCGGUGAUGUUUCAUUCCCCGAGGACUUUCUCUCCAGCAGAACGACGGAUAAAAUCAGCCGUUCGAUUUUGCAUGCUCAGAAAUGGGCUAUGGCUGCUGUCGACAAUUUCUUGUCUAAUGGUCCUUGUUGAUCCUCUCGCUUUCAAAGCUUCAUUGGCGUCUGCUAUCAUUUUGCGCUGGAAGGGUGCGGGAAUGGCGCCAUCUUUCUCGCAGAUAAGGUAACUUGUCGGUAUCUCCCACCAGCCAACGCCCGCAGCCGAUGGUGGGUUUUGUUUGCUGUGCCAGGAGUGAGGCUUCAGACGUGCACUCCAGCGUGCCGCAUCCUCGCUAGACAAGUCGUUGUAGAAGAGCGUUUCUGGUCCUGGCUCGCCUACAUCGACCAGAUGGCCGGUGCCGUCGAUCUUGUGGAAUGGAGCAGGCUGAUUUCCAAGCGACAUGAUCAGGGAGGUUUGAGGCGGAUAUAAGAAAGAGCACAUAAGCGCAAUUGCGGUGAUGCCAGGGGAUUGUCGGUCAACAAACGAGAAGGCUGCGCUCAAGGCGGGUAUUGCACCAUAUGAAUGAGCAACAAGAACAAGAUCAAUUCCUCCAGUAAGGAUUUUCUCAAUGGCAUCUGAGAUGACCAUGACAUCCGAGUCUGCGUUCGUGUUUGCAGGGUCAACAGGAUCGACGGUG